Messenger RNA from Venturia canescens, 2263 nucleotides. RefSeq names its product speckle-type POZ protein-like. Lineage: Eukaryota; Metazoa; Arthropoda; Insecta; Hymenoptera; Ichneumonidae. The record is from RefSeq and is a predicted model, not a curated record. Gene Ontology annotation, molecular function: ubiquitin protein ligase binding. The transcript is spliced from 2 exons. The coding region runs from base 492 to 1529 and encodes 345 amino acids. Gene Ontology annotation, biological process: regulation of proteolysis; proteasome-mediated ubiquitin-dependent protein catabolic process. Gene Ontology annotation, cellular component: cytoplasm; nucleus.
GAUACGGGAUCCAAGGCCAGGUGGUGGGAUCGUCUUUCGUACUCCAUCGAGGCUCCACCGAACGAAAAAAAGAAAGAAAGAAACUUUUAUCGCUCUAUUUGUAAACAGUAAGCCAGUACAACUGAACACGUCGUCGUGCAUUAUUGUGUUGCGGCACCGUCCUUAUCUCUACGAGCCGCAAAACAGAGUCGAAUUCCGUGUGAAAAGCCAUACAUACAUUUUAGGUACGGUCGUACAGCGAAUUGGUGACAGAAAUCGGACCAUUGUUUCUAUUAUAUCCAAAGUUCAUGCUAAUCGACGACGACGCUUUCAAAAAAUGGUUAUUUGUGGGAAUCGUAUAUAUCGGAGAGCCGCACGUUAAUUGUCAGCAGCAACGAUAAAGCAAUCAUAGAAUUCAGAUUGUUGAGACGCCUGGAUACAUACGAUCCGUAAAUAGCAGGAAAGAGAGACCAGAAACAAAGGAAUCGUGAACUCAACAAAUUAGAGCAGAUAUGCUACGAUCACCGGUGGUCAAAAAGCUCUCUGGGUCUACAAGUUUAUCUUACCAUGCAGAAAUACAAGCUGGCGAACAACAUGUGACAGAAUUUUCAUGGGCAUUGCGGGAUUGGAAUCUUCUCUAUGACAGUGUAUAUUCACAAGGAGUGCUAUCCGAUUCCUUCCCGCUCAAUGGCAUAAAUCAAUGUACUUGUCAAUUGUCUUUAUAUCCAGGGAAUUCAAAAAAUCCAUUGACUAUUGAAUUCUCGGAUCCUACUCGUAUUUUAGCAGUAAAAAUUAUUUUGAGUAAUCAUGUUACGCAGAAAUUCGAAAAUUGCUACUCACAUCCAGUUGCAAAAAUAAUUCAUCCUUCGGGUAUCCACAUACAACGUAAAAAUCUCAAGCUGAGUGUUCUCAUGUCGGAUGAUACUACCACGCGUUUGUUGAAUACUCUACAGAUUAAUGCGCAGUUUACAAUCAAAACAUUUCCCAAAAAUAGUGACUCUUUACUUCUAAAACCAAUUUGUUCUAAAACAAAUGUCUUAAGAAAUAUGGAAACCAUGCUUAACAAGAAAACCUUAUGCGACGUUACUUUUGUGUUCGGUUGGAAAAAAUUACCUGCCCAUAAAGCUGUUCUCGCAGCUCAGAGCAAAGUAUUUGAAAUGAUGUUUCAAAGUGAAAUGAAAGAAAAAGAAACUAGUACAGUUGAAAUCACUGACAUAAAAGCAGAAGUUUUUGAGAAAUUCCUCGCAUAUUUGUACAUUGGAGAAGUUAAGAACUUGGAAAACAUGGCUGUAGAAAUGAUUCUGGUGGCGGAUAAAUAUGAGGUUUAUGACCUGAAGCAGUUGUGCGAAAAACACAUGUUGGUCAAUCUCUGUGAUAAAAACGCUGUGGAGUAUCUUAUCAUUGCGGAUAAACUUUGCUGCAAAACACUUAAAACUAGAGCUAUCAACUUACUUAAAUGCAGUGGAACUGCAUGGGUGCAAGCAAUUUUGAACGAAGAUCUCGAAACUUUCGUGAUCUUGAGACAGAUAUUUUCCAACGACUGCACAUAGGAGAUUGGAAUUUCUAUCCUAUAAAUAUCAGGACAACUUUCCUAAUUUUUAUAAUCACCUGUUUUAUUGAAAUUAAUAAUGUCGUACAUUAAAUGCGUAUUAUGCAGUGCAAAUGACAAAUCGAUGAUAAAUAUGUGUAAUAAUUCGACUUAUGGUCUGCGUACCGACGUUUUAUUUUACUUUUCCACUACUUUUCACUUCUGAUUUUAAUUCGACUAACACACGUCGAUUUCGAUGAAUUUUUUUCCCUAUUUUAUCACAACGAAUAACCAUAUUUCAUCAAACAAAUUGCAACUGAUUCCAAUUUUUUAAGCUUUCUGGUCGAUGUGUGUAAUUCAGCGUAUAUGCGUAUUGAUGAUUUAAACUAUAAUACUUGCAGAGCGUUAAUAAGAUGUUGAAACCCUACUUGAACGAUUACUAGAAAAUCCUUUCCUUCGACUCUCCCACCUUUUUUGUUAUCGGUCAAACCGUGUCAAAAAAUUCCAACUCUGAAAAUCCGAGGUGGGUUCAUGCGACUGAUCCAUUCUCUUGACCACUUAUUUUUAAUGUUGUGAAAUGCAAACACAGUGGUGUACUGGAAAACCAAUUUUGACUCCAUUUUUUAACUAAAUGUGCAUGCUUCAUUUUCGAAUAUUUCAUUAAGCUAACACACUAAUUAUGAGUUAUGUUAAGACUACCAUAGUAUGAGUGAAUAAAAUGGUUUUUAGUAUGAUUGAUUAUCUUUUGCUCCAAUG